AUGUCCAAGAGAAAGAUUUACGAAGUCUCAUCUUCCAAAGACUCUGAGAUGGAGAAAUCGUUCCUCAAAGAAUCUGGAUUAAUGGCGUCCCAAAGACUUGACACUGACAAAGACUUACUCAAGGCAAGCUCCUUUCUCAGCCUCUACAAUGGAGGACCUAUCGUGCACCCGACACAGGGCAGGUUAUCUCAAUACAGCCCGUCCUGUCACAUGAUGGACUAUAUUGUCCACGCUAUGAACAGGUCACUAUGCAAUAACUUCUACUUCAAGCGAGCCAACCCUAACUACCAUCCUUACAUUCUCCGCCUUUACUUCGGUGUACUCUUCUGGAUCCAGUGUCUACGAGCUGGAAACGACGUGAACGCCCUCUCUCACAAACAACAUCAGUUCCUGAACCGCUUCUUAGACAACCAUCCCCCGGAGAGCCUCCCCGUUCCCAACCCUCUCCUCGCACUGUUUACAACGCUAGGGAAAGUAUACCCUAGCGUGCCUGUCAAGCCAGGACCCGCUCGACGUGAACAUUUCAUGAGAAGAGAUCUCGUUGAAAUGCACAUCUUGCCAAAUAUUCCUGGCAUCUUCGCUCUUCUUGAAGACCUAAACCGUCUCUUCACGCAAGACCCUCCGGUUUAUCCAAAACUAGGCAAGCACAUCCCAUAUAAAUGUGAGGCGGACCAGAGUUUAAACGAAGCAUUCGCUGAACGCUAUCCUAGUUUUGACUUCGUCCCCACUGCCGCUACCGAUAAGCUGACCAGUAUCUCCUCUUUCCUCCACAUGAAACGAAGCGUGGCUUGGUUUAACCAAGUCAAAGAAGUUGCCAUCUCCGCUGCCUCAUACUUUGAUGGGUCAUGCACUCUUUCUGACUGUUCCCCUCACGGCACGGCUGCUAACCAAGUCGUGGUUUGUCUCACUAAUCCGAAACACCCUCCGGAAACUCCGAGAUGCUCUGCUGACGAGCGGUCUCUCUAUGAAUUCGGCUACAGGCUGAAAAGCACUGCUCACAACCUCCCUCCUCUCACACAAGCUGCUGCCGCCUACUCUCAGACACAUAUCAGGAUGUUCUCCAACCAUCCCUGCCUCGCAAGUUUCGGUUCAAAGACAGCCAACAAUGGCCCCUUCUGGAACAUCAGGCCGAUCGGCUCCAGCGUCACCGACGAAUCCUCCUUCUACUCCAUCCCGAUGAUGGUGAACCGUGCGAUGAAGACGAAACGCCCAUCCAUGUAG
Molecule: messenger RNA, 1221 nt
Organism: Eutrema salsugineum
Lineage: Eukaryota; Viridiplantae; Streptophyta; Magnoliopsida; Brassicales; Brassicaceae
Product: IAA-leucine resistant 2
Exons: 2
Coding region: 1-1221 (406 amino acids)
Source: RefSeq, a predicted model, not a curated record